GUUUACACAAUCUUUAUUGUACUUAUAUUUUAUUUAAAAAAUGAAUUAAAAAUUACUUUAUUAGUGUGUUUUUAACUGUCUAGCUAUUUGGUUAUUUUUUUAAAUAAAAAAUAAUGAUUUUGCCAAUUUUAUUGAUUUACCUCAUUGAAAAUAUUUGUGUUUGAUAAUGAAAUGUUCUAAAGCUCUUCCGCGUUAUCCCUAGACGCCCUACAAGGUAACUUAUGAAAGAAGUUCAAAAUGACUUAUUCACUUUUGAGGUCCAUGUGACCACACGAAAAUAUAAUGAAAUAUUUUUUACCAUUCUUAUUACUUACUUUUGUUCAAUGCUCACAAUUUGAUUUGUUCCUGGAUUAUAAUGAUGUUGAAUCCUUAAUGGGUUUAUCUGCUCGUUUAUACUAUGUCAGACACAAUCAGCUCAAUUUAAAUGCCAUGCAAUAUCCAUUGGAAGUGCCAUCAUUUAUUAAUACUUUAAACUUAACUUGGAGUACCAAUUAUAAGUUAUUAUACAAAUUAACCAUUCAAUCAGAUAAAGAUACAGUUCUACCAAAACUUAAUUCACUAUCGGAGGGUGAUGUACCUAAUUCAAAAUCAACUUUUACUUUUACAUUAUCAUGUUUACCUAAUUCUGAUAUUGCAAUUAUUAAAGUAUUAGUUCAAGUAUCAGAAAAUUGGCAAAGUGAUUCAACUAAUAUUCAUCUUAGAUUCAAAAAAUUUUGUGUUGACAAUUAUCUCAAUGAAAUAUCUAAUACUACAGAAGAUAAUCGUUCACUUCCACUUUAUUAUGAACAAGUGUUCUUCUAUUAUAUGAUUGCGGGUGGAUCAAUAUUAAUAGGUCUUGCUAUUAUUUGUUGCUUGAUAUCUACUUAUCAUCGUGAUAACGCACGAAAUCUUAUGAUUGUGAAAGGCUUCCAAAAUAAUGAAGUAAAUACAUUUUUAAAAUCUGCAUUGAAUUCCAGUAAUAAAUUUAAUCAAAAAUCACUAUCUGGAUCAAAGUCUAAUAUUAAAGAUUUGCAUGAAUGUAUUGUUGAACUUAGUAUUCAAAGGCAAAGAGUAAGAUUACUUAAUAUAGAAUUGGAAGGAACUUUUGGACGUGUUUAUAAAGGUUCUUAUACUGAUAUAAAUGGAGAAGAAGAAGAAGUUUUUGUGAAAACUGUUACUGAUCAAGCUAGCGCUGUUCAAAUAUCUGUUCUUUUACACGAAGGCUUAAGUAUGUAUGGCCUUAAUCAUAAGAAUAUUCUAACUAUUCAAGGAGUAUCUGUUGAACAACAUGUAGAACCAUUUUUAUUAUAUCCUUAUAAUAAUAAUAAAAAUUUAAAAAAAUUUUUACAAACUUGUAAAACAACUGAAAAUUUAUCUUGUACAUUAACAACUAGAGAAAUAAUUGAUAUGACUUUACAAAUUAUUAGUGGUAUGCAAUAUUUGCAUAAAAAUAGGCAUUUACAUAAAGAUGUUGCCGCUAGAAAUUGUCUUAUAAAUCAAGAAUUCAAAGUACUUAUCACUGAUAAUGCUCUCUCAAGAGACUUAUUUCCUAGUGACUAUCAUUGUUUGGGCGACAACAAAAAUAGACCUAUCAAGUGGAUGGCAAUUGAAAGUUUAGAACACAAGAAGUUUAGUACAGCAUCUGAUAUCUGGUCCUUUGGUAUUCUUUUAUGGGAACUUCUUACUUUAUGCCAACAACCAUAUGCGGAUAUAGAUCCAUUCGAAAUGUCUGCAUAUUUACAAGAUGGCUUUAGGCUGAAUCAACCAGUUAAUUGUCCUGAUGAAUUAUUUACUGUAAUGGCAUGCUGCUGGGCACUUGCUCCUAAUGAAAGACCUACGUUUUCUCAAUUAUUUGUUUUUAUGAAUGAGUUCAAUAAUCAGCUUGUUAAAUUUGUAUAAACUUAAUUAAUCUAAGCUUUUCCAAAUGUUGUGAUAAUUAUUUUUAUUUAUAAACUGCUUAUAAUAAAGCUAAAAAUAUGUAUACAAUAUAAUAUAA
Molecule: messenger RNA, 1975 nt
Organism: Daktulosphaira vitifoliae (grape phylloxera)
Lineage: Eukaryota; Metazoa; Arthropoda; Insecta; Hemiptera; Phylloxeridae
Product: tyrosine-protein kinase RYK-like
Exons: 1
Coding region: 283-1878 (531 amino acids)
Biological process (GO): positive regulation of kinase activity; cell surface receptor protein tyrosine kinase signaling pathway; protein phosphorylation
Cellular component (GO): signaling receptor complex
Molecular function (GO): ATP binding; protein kinase activity
Source: RefSeq, a predicted model, not a curated record